This is a messenger RNA of Paramecium octaurelia, 1570 nucleotides long. The record is from the annotation of a GenBank genome assembly. Lineage: Eukaryota; Ciliophora; Oligohymenophorea; Peniculida; Parameciidae.
AUGCCAAACAAAACCAAGAUUCAUAAUUAUAUGAGACCAGCUAUGGCUAUCAUUCCAGAUGUAGCUGAGCCAGAACGAAGAGUAUAAUAUUAAAUACGAAAUUUAGAUUUUAUUCAAAUAUAGAGCACUAUGGACAGCAAUAGCAACAUUGCUGUAUUUGAUUUGUUCAUAGAUCCCACUUUAUGGAAUUUACAAAUCAUCUGCUGGCGAUCCAUUUUAUUGGAUGAGAGUCAUCUUGGCAUCAAAUAGAGGUACUUUAAUGGAAUUGGGUAUUUCACCAAUGGUGACAGCAUCUAUGAUUAUGUAACUAUUGGCUGGUGCCAAAUUGAUUGACGUUGAUUAGAAUGUAAAGGAAGACAAAUAACUGUAUUCUGGAGCAUAAAAAUGUAUAAAUUAAUAAUUGAUAUUCUAGUGUUGGGAAUUCUUAUCGCUUUUGGAGAAGCCUUUGCAUAUGUCUGGUCAGGAAUGUAUGGAGAUUUGGAUAAAUUGGGUGCAGGAAAUGCAAUUCUAAUUAUAAUAUAGUUGGUAUUUUCAGCAAUUGUCAUGAUUAUGAUUGAUGAAUUAUUAUCAAAAGGAUAUGGAAUUGGAAACUCAGGAACCUCCUUAUUUAUAGCUAUAAAUAUCUGUGAAAACAUUAUGUGGAAAGCAUUUUCACCAAUUACUCAUAAAACUGAAUUGGGAUUAGAAUACGAAGGAGCCAUCAUUGCAUUAUUACAUGGAUUGUUUGUAUAGAGUGACAAAAUCAGUGCACUUCAAUCAGCUAUAUUGAGAGAUUCAUUACCAAACCUAACUCAUUUGUUGGCAACAGUAUUGGUGUUUUUGAUUGUCAUCUACUUCUAAGGAUUCAAAGUCGAUAUCCCAAUCAAAAAUAAUAAAGUCAGAGGAGGAUUAACAUCAUACCCUAUCAAAUUGUUUUAUACCUCCAACAUUCCAAUCAUCCUCUAAACUGCAUUAGUUUCAAACCUCUAUUUCCUUUCAUAAAUUCUCUACAGAAACUUCAAGGGCAACUUCUUGAUCAGAUUAUUGGGUUAUUAUCAAGAAUUAGAGAAUGGAUAGACUGUUCCAAUUGGAGGAUUAGUGUAUUAUGUGUCACCUCCAAGAUCAAUUUCAGAAGCUAUCUUCGAUCCAAUCCACACCAUCCUCUAUACUGCAUUCAUUCUUGGAACCUGUGCAGUGUUCUCAAAAACUUGGAUUGAUGUAUCAGGAUCAUCACCAAAAGAUGUAUAGCUUUUUAAAUAUAUUCUUAGGUUGCCAAAUAAUUGAAGGAACAAGACAUGCAAAUUGUCGGUUACAGAGAUUCAUCCAUGAAAGAUGUCUUAAAGAGAUACAUCCCAAUUGCUGCUUCUUUUGGAGGUAUGUGCAUUGGUGCUUUGACCAUCCUUGCUGAUUUCUUGGGUGCCAUCGGUUCAGGUAUGAAUUUAUGUUAAUUUCCAAAGGAACUGGUAUUUUGUUGAGUGUUACAAUCAUCUAUGGCUACUUUGAAACCUUAAAGAAGGAAAAAGAAUAGGGUACAUUAGAGUUGUUUUGAUAUAAUUAAAUAUUUUUUUAAAGUACAUAACAUCUAUGACGC